This is a messenger RNA of Vitis riparia (riverbank grape), 1136 nucleotides long. RefSeq names its product truncated transcription factor CAULIFLOWER A-like. Gene Ontology annotation, cellular component: nucleus. Gene Ontology annotation, molecular function: DNA-binding transcription factor activity, RNA polymerase II-specific; RNA polymerase II cis-regulatory region sequence-specific DNA binding; protein dimerization activity. Bases 176 to 907 code for a protein of 243 amino acids. The transcript is spliced from 8 exons. The record is from RefSeq and is a predicted model, not a curated record. Gene Ontology annotation, biological process: positive regulation of transcription by RNA polymerase II. Lineage: Eukaryota; Viridiplantae; Streptophyta; Magnoliopsida; Vitales; Vitaceae.
GAAAAAAUAUACCAUUUUUAGGGAGAAGAAUGAGACUUCUCUAUCUCUAGCUCUACUUGCAGCUGCCCCCUCCAUACCUUUUUCAUAUCCUUCCUCUCUCUCCCCACCUUUUUUCUCUCCUUUUCUUCCGUUUUCUGGGCUUGGUUCUGGACUGCUGCUAUAUGAGGGGAAGAACAUGGGUAGGGGAAGGGUUCAGUUGAAGAGGAUUGAGAACAAGGUAAAUAGGCAGGUGACCUUUUCAAAGAGGAGGUCUGGAUUGUUGAAGAAGGCUCAUGAGAUCUCAGUUCUUUGUGAUGCAGAGGUGGCCCUGAUUGUCUUCUCCACUAAGGGGAAGCUCUAUGAGUACUCCACCGAUUCCUGCAUGGAAAGAAUCCUCGAACGAUAUGAGAGGUAUGCGUAUGCACAGAGUCAGCUUAUUGCCACCGAUCUUGAAUCACAAGGAAGCUGGACACUCGAAUAUGCAAAGCUCAAGGCUAGGAUGGAGGUUCUACAAAAAAGCCAAAGAAAUUUUAUGGGAGAAGACCUUGACUCCUUGAGUCUCAAAGAGCUUCAGAAUUUGGAGCAACAGCUUGAUAAUUCUCUUAAAAGCACAAGAAUAAGAAAGAACCAACUCAUGUAUGAAUCCCUUUCUGAGCUUCAUAAAAAGGGUAAGGCGUUGCAGGAGGAACAUGACUUGCUUACUGCAAAGGUGCAGGAGAAGGAGAAGGAACAGGCUGAACAGGCACAAUGGAAUCAGCAAAACCAGGACCUGGACUCACCAUCCUUUCUUCUACAACAGCCAUUGCAUGCACUAAAUAUUAGUGGUAAUUGCUUGGCAAGGGAUAGUGGAGAUGAUCAAGGAAUUCCACCUCAAAAUCGAACCAAUACACCCCUUCCUGCUUGGAUGCUGCGCCAUGUUAAUAAAUAGACAAGAUGAUACUCUUUCUACUAUGCCAUUUUGAUGUCUAUAUAUGCAUCUAGUGGUUGGGAGACAUUGUGAAAAUGUCUGGUAUAUCUAUAGAACAUUCCCAAAAUUAAGGUUUGUACUUAUUUUGCAAAUCCAGUAGUUUCAAACUACUACUCUUUGUAUGUAAUAUUCUAUAUAGUCAGAAGGCCCAAAUGCAAAUGCAGAGUAACUAGAAGGGCAUCAAAACCAA